AUGGCCGCGUCCGUGGCCCGGGUCGGCGUGACUGCCGGGGUCUUGAUGCGGGCAAGCAGGGGAGCUUGGUGGAGCAGAUCCGGUAGCUGUUCGGGGACCGGAGAGGCGGCUAUACCGGCAACAGCCAGGAAAUUCCGGGCGACAGGCUCGCGCCCAGCGGGGGACGAGGAAGGUGGCGGCCCGGAGCGGCCCGGGGACGUGGUGAAUGUGGUGUUCAUAGACCGGUCAGGCCAACGGAUCCCAGUGAGCGGCAGAGUCGGGGACAAUGUUCUCCACCUGGCCCAGCGCCACGGGGUGGACCUGGAAGGAGCGUGUGAAGCCUCCCUGGCCUGCUCCACCUGCCACGUGUAUGUGAGCGAGGACCACCUGGGUCUUCUGCCUCAGCCUGAUGAGAGGGAGGAUGACAUGCUGGACAUGGCCCCACUCCUCCAGGAGAACUCCCGGCUGGGCUGCCAGAUCCUGCUGACGCCUGAGCUGGAGGGGGCUGAAUUCACCCUGCCCAAGAUCACCAGGAACUUCUACGUGGAUGGCCACGUCCCUAAGCCCCACUGA
Molecule: messenger RNA, 552 nt
Organism: Orycteropus afer afer
Lineage: Eukaryota; Metazoa; Chordata; Mammalia; Tubulidentata; Orycteropodidae
Gene: FDX2
Product: ferredoxin 2
Biological process (GO): positive regulation of oxidoreductase activity; P450-containing electron transport chain
Cellular component (GO): mitochondrion
Molecular function (GO): 2 iron, 2 sulfur cluster binding
Source: RefSeq, a predicted model, not a curated record